AUGUCACCAGACACAAAAUUUUUAUUGGCUGAGGUUCACACUAGUUUUGCAUUAAUGAAAGGUAUAUAUCAAUAAGUUAGAAAAUGUAGAAGCAAAGAGAGUUAGAUUAUCAAGAAACUGUCAACCUUUCAAAUAAAUAACACAUCUCUGA
This is a messenger RNA of Paramecium octaurelia, 151 nucleotides long. The record is from the annotation of a GenBank genome assembly. NCBI's taxonomy places the organism in Eukaryota, Ciliophora, Oligohymenophorea, Peniculida, Parameciidae.